GCGCCUGCAUUUUGCAUCCGGAAAACAGAGGCAGGCGAGGCUGGAAGAGCGGCCGGAGAAUUAUCCAUUCCAUUCUCGAGGCGGAUAAUCGUGCAUCUUCUUCUUUCCCUCCCACGCACGAACAUGCAAAAGGCGACAUCCCACACGACUGACUGACCACGAACAAGGGCACCAGUUGUUCCUGCUUGAGGUUCCUUUACGCGCGACACCAUGGCGGCCGCCGUGGACCUGGACUUCUUGUCCAGCCAUCUGAGCCUGCCACUCGACAGCAUAACCACGGUCGCAACCGAUCCGACCGCCGAACUGGUCAGCGCCGUUCUCAACGCCGUCGCAAUCAAGGCACGGGAGUUCGACGUCCUUUACUCCGAAAAGCUGCAGCUCGGGAUCGAGCUUGAAAAUGCUGUUCGCAGUUCCGAGUCGCGAUGCCAGACCUUCAAGGGCACCACCGACAGCGCCUUGAAGGAAGUCGAGGACUUGCGGCACAAACUUCAGGAAGAAGAGACCUCUCGACAAGCGAUCGAGAACCAACUGCAGACUGCCAAAUCGGAGACGACGACGCUUGCCUCACAGGUCGAUACACUUCGGGCUCGUACCACGUCGCUUGAAGCAUCCAAGCGUGACACGCUAGCCAUCCUAGACACCAAGAACGCCGCAAACGCCGAGCUCUCAGAAGAGCUGCAGAAACAGCACCAGAAGAAUCUGGCUUUGAGCCAGGAAUUGAGCCAGGUCCAGCAGGAGGUCCAGGCCGCAAAGACUGUUGUGAAUAGCGCCAAGUUCCGAGAGCAGUCGCUGCGACAAGAAUUGGAGUUUGCUCAGAAGAACAAUGAGUGGCUCGAGACGGAGCUCAAGGCCAAGACUGCGGAUGCGCUGAAGUAUCGCAAGGAGAAGGGUGAGCGCAUCGCAGAGCUCCAGCGUCUGAACGAUGAAGCGACCUCGACCGUCGAUUCUCUCACCAAGAGCGAACAACAGCUGCGGUCGCGGCUCGAUGCUGCUCAGAAGAAGACGGAGGAGGCACUCACCAAGAUCCAGCAAGUUCAAGAGGCCGCCGCGCGCUCCGAUGCAGGAUACAAGCAGGAGGUCGAUACGGCCAAGCGUUUGGCCGAGGUGUCUCAAGAAUAUGCGGAACAGUACAAGAAGGAGAUGAGUCAGAUCAAGCUCAAUCUAGAACAGAUCAAGGACAACAGCGCCGAUGAACUGCGCAAAGUUCUACAACAACUUGAGCAGGCCCGGGAAGAGUGCACUCAGCUGGAGCAGAAGGAACAACAACUGCAGGCCGAGGUUGACCAACUUCGGGCUGUGACGUCGCAUGGGCGCGAUGCUGCUCCCGGCUCAGCGCCCCAGACACCUAAACCGAACGGGUCGUUUUUCCGUCCAGGUUCUCCGUUCGGAACCCCGGGCUCGCUCCGCGUCAAAUCAUCAAUCUCUGCCACGCAAGCGAUGGAGGAGCUCUACAGGGUCAAGGGCGAGCUGGCUGGCGAGAAACGCCGCAAUCGCAAUCUGACCCAGGAGCUCGAUGAGAUGAUGAGCGCCCUAGAAGCCAAGGGUCCAGAGCUCAGUGAGCUCCAAGAGGAGGCUGAGCGGCUUCGGCAAGAGAAUGUGCAGAUGACGCGCAUUGCCGAUGAGAGCUUCCAGGAGCGCGACCUGGCCAAGAAGUCUGCUCGCAAGGCUGAGGCUGCUUUCAGCACGUCGCAAGCGGAAAUCAGGCUCCUUCGCGCGCAGAUGAGGGACCUCAGCACACAGGUUCAGGUCCUCAUCUUCAACAUGCACGCUCGCGAGAAGGGCUUCGAUCAACUCACGGACGAGGAGGCCGAUCAUUUUGCCAAGCUCCAACGUGGCGAAGUAUCCGACAACUCCCUCAACGACAUGUCCGAUACGCACGUCUUCAUCACGGAGAAGUUUGUGGCAUUCAAGGACGUGGCUGAGCUACAGGAGAAGAACCAGGAAUUGCUUAGAGUCACUCGCGAUCUUGCCGACAAGUUCGAGAACGAGGAGGCCAUGGCUGCCAAGAGACAGGCCGCGGAGGAUCAAGAAGAAGUCUUGAAGCUCCGAGAUCUCGUAUCGAAGCUCCAGGAGGAGUCGCAAUCACUGACGACGCGCAUGAAGAGCUACAUGACCGAGCGGGACAUGUUCAGGCGCAUGCUCCAGCAGAAGGCGAGUGCUGGCGAGAUCAACUCUGUCCUCGGCAACUCUGUUGAUGGCAGGGAAGUGCUUGCUAGCAUCGAGCAGAGCAAUCCCGACGACCAUGAUCUGAGCGCUGCGCUCCGAGAACUCCAGGCCAACUUCGAUGCUUACCGCAACGAGCAGGGCGUUGACCUGCAAGCUGUGCGGGAGCAGGCCAAGCAGCUUUCCGAGGAGAAGAGCGCCCUGCAGGGCGAGGUGGCCAGGCUGAACAGCCAACUGGCCCUGGUCAAUGAGCGCUACGAGAUCUUGCAGGUGACGAAUGCGGAUCUCGAGAGCCAGAAAGACCACCUCAAAAAGCGCAACCAAGAUGUGUCGCAGCACGCAGCGAAAACCGAGGCUCUUGCGCAGUCACGGGCGGAGGAUCUGAUUGAGACCAAGGGCUUGCUGGAGAGCUUGCGGGCCGAGAACUCCAACUUGAAGGCUGAGAAGGCGCUCUGGAAGAGCAUCCAGGAGCGACUGAUCAAGGACAACGAGGAUCUCGGAGAGGAGAAGACGCGUCUCAACAGUCUCCUGGCCUCCCAGCAGUCUCUCCAGAAUGAGCGUCAGCUUUCUGAGUCCGAGUCCAAGCGGCGACUUCAAGCACAGCUUGACAACCUGGAGUCUGAGCUUAGCAGCACGAAGCGCAAGCUGGCGGACGAGGUUGAGGAAGCCAAAAAGCUGCAGCUUCGGAAGGAUUACGAUUCCCAACAAGCGCAGAAGCGCAUCGACGAUCUCAUGACGAGCCUUGGGAAGCACAAGGAGGAGCUAGUUGCCACCAAGACGAGCCGAGACCAUCUGCAGGCGCGUGUCAACGAACUGACGGUCGAGCUCCGAAGCGUCGAGGAGCGAGCUCAGCGCCUGCAGCCUCAGCCAACCUCGAGGGCCCAGCAAAACGGUGCGGCAGGCGAGGAGAGCGAAGAUCUGGAGGCCCGGAUCCAGGAGCUUACCGACGAAGCUGCUGAUCUCAGGCGUGAGCUGGAAAUCACCAACGCACGCUUCGAAAACGCAAAGGCGGAGGCCGAUCAGUACAGGGAGCUGUCCAACACCAUCGAGGAAGACCUCCGCACCCUGGAGAGUGCACAAGACGCAUACCGACAGGAUUUCGAUGCCGCGAUCAAUUCAAAGGACUCUAAGAUCAAGGAGCUCGAGCAGCGCAUCGCUGACAUGUCUGCAGAACUCUCCACUACCAACACACAGCUUUCGACGCUCCGAGACUCGCAGGCAGAGACUACUCGCCGGUUCGAGGACGAAAAGCGAAUCCUCGACUCUGAGAUCACUCGCCUCCGUGACCAAGAUGCCACGUACAAGGAGAAGGCAAAGCACCAUCAAGCCAACCUGCGGUCGCAGUGUGAGAUCACUGCCAAGGCCCAACAAGACUAUGAGCAGGAGCUUCUCAAGCAUGCCGAGGCCGCCAAGCUGGCGCAAAAGCUGCGGGCGGAGCAGGACAAGCUCAAGUCGGAGGCUGCAAAGUGGCGGGCAGAAGCUGAGUCGGCCAAGGUGUCUCUUGCUCAGGGCCAGACCUCGUGGGAGGAGCGGGCGAAGCAGAUGGAGCAAGAGCUGGUGGAACUCCGCGCGCGGCGGGAAGACGCGAACGCGCAGAACAAGCUUCUCCACCAGCAGAUUGAGAAUGUCACAACUCAAAUCUCGGAUCUUCAGCAGAGCCGGUCUUGGGGUGAUGACGCGGCCGCCACAGCGCCGCUCUCCUCUGACACGGCCAUCGAAGGACUCAGGGAGCUCAACAGCUACCUACGCAAGGAGAAGGAGAUCCUGGAGUAUCAGUACGAGCUCAAGCUUCAAGACUCCAAGAGGCUUCAGCAGCAGGUGAAUUACCUGCAGUCACAGCUCGACGAGGCACGCCUGAAGUUGGAGCAAGAACGGCGGGCCCAGUCGGAGACGGGAACCAGCUCGCGGGCAUACGCGGAGCUGAUGGACAAGGUCAACGAGAUGAACGUUGUGCGUGAGAGCAACGUGACGCUCCGCAACGAAGUCCAGCACGCACAGAGGCAGCUCACCAUCAAAAACAAGACGGUACAGGAGCUCCGGGAUAAGUUGCAGCCUCUGGAGGCUCGCCUUGCCGAGAUUGAGAACCAGAAUCUGUUUUUGCAAGACGAGGUGAAGCAGCUGCAGGAAGAUCGCGAUAGGUGGCAGGAGCGCACGAACUCCAUCCUUACGAAGUAUGGUCGCGUCGAUCCAGCAGAGCUCGAGCAGCUCAAGCAGACCAUCACGGACCUGGAGGGUCAACGUGAUGCCCUGGCGCAGAGCCAGGAGCCUCUCAAGGCCCAGAUCGCCGAGCUGGAGGCCAGGAAUGAGGCGAACGCCAUUGCUUGGAGAGAAUCUAGGCAGAAACUGGUUGAGCAGGCCAAGGACAAGUCUCGGCAGCAAGCAGGCAGGAUCAAUGCCCUGCAAGCCGAGAAGAAUGCCGCCGAGGAGCAGCUCAAGAUUACAGCCGACAAUCUUGCCACUGUUCAGGUCCAGCUGGAGACUGCGGCACAAGAGAAGAUGACUGUCGAGAGUCGCCUGCAAGAGGCUCAACAACAGCUCCAGCAACAAACUCAGAGUGCGGCUACCUCCGAGAAUGUUGCUGCUCCGACCGCUUCAUCGGGCGCCACUUCUGUGGAUGACGGUAGGAUCUCUCAGCUGGAGAAAGACCUGGCCGCUGUUCGACAGGAGCUUGAAGCAACGUUCGCUCUGAAGGCAGCGACAGAGCAAGAGGUCGCGAUUCUCAGCGAGAAAUUGGCGGCUGCCAUUGAGGAUCGGGACCGGCUGCAAGCUCUUGCACAAUCUCAACCGGACGGGCAGCAGCAGGUCGCCAACGGCAACGAGGCUGGUGAAGCCCAGUCUUCGGCGGCGGCAGCAGCUGGUUUGCCUGAAGCCGAGGUAGCGGCCCUCCGCCAGCAGAUAUAUGCCGCCGUGGCCAAAGCGGAGGAGGCUGAGAAGCAGGCGGCGGCUGUUGAAGCCAAUAUCAAGGCUACGCUUGAUCAGCGCUCCAACAAAAUGAAGGAAGCUCUCAACCAGCGCCUCAAGGACUCCAGGGAGACCAUGGCCAAGGAACUCGAAGACGAGAAGACGAAGCUUCAGCAGGAGUAUGAUCUUCGGCUAGAGCAGGAGCGGAAGAUAUGGCUCCUCGAAAACUCGGCCUCGGCGCCCGCGGCCGCAUCUAAUCCAGACGCAGUCCCCGCCACACCUAUCAAGGCUGAGCAGGCGCCACCCAAUCUUGUGGAUAUGACCAAACUGAGCGAUGCGGAUGUUCGGAGAUUCUUGGCGGAGAACGCUACCAUCAAGUCGAUCAUCGCGAACAAUAUCCGGAAGAAGAUAGAGGAGAACAAGAAGAUUCGAGACGAGGAAGAGGUUGUCAAGCUGGCACAGGCAAAGGAGCAGGCGACAAUGAUGACGGAGAAGAAGUCAGCCUUGAGAAUCAACAUGCUGGACAACAAGUUCAAACUGGCGACGGGCAAGCUGGGCGUUGUCGAGACCGCAGCCAAGGAAACGCCGGAGCGUCCUGUUGCCCAGGUGUGGGAGGUGGUCUGUCAGUACAAGCCGCCUCCUGCACUACCUGCCGCAGCUUCUCAGCAAGCGGCUGUCACUGCCCCGGGCACACCUGUGCCGGGAACCCCCAAAGCUUCUUCUGCAGCUCCCCCGUCGGCGGUUGUUCCUCCAACUAGCCGUCCACCUCAACCAGCCCCCGCCACCCCAACGGCUGUUUCCGCCAACGCAGCCACACCUGGUGUCACGGGAACGCCAGCACCUAAAUCCCUACCCAUGAAGCCGCAGCCUGCGAUUUCGGCCGCUGCUCCUUUGAACAAUCCGUUCGCGCAGAAUGCCAACGCGAACGCCAACGCCAACGCCAACGGCCCUCCCAAGGCAAACCCUUUUGCCUCUCAAGUGCCGCAGCCAGCAGCGGGACAACAACAGGCGCAACCACAGCAACCAGCUGCUCGCACAGGCAUCCCGGUACCGGCAGGCCGAGGUGGCAAUGCUCAGCGUGGCGGAAGAGGAGCCGGUGUAUAUCAGGCACCUAACGCGCGCGGGGGUGGCCAGGCCGGCAGGGGCGGCAGGGGUGGAGCCCAACGCAAUCCCAGCGCCUCCCUCAACCCCGGCGUCAACGACUUCCAACCGGGCAACAAGCGCCCGCGCAACGACGAGGUUGGAGUCGGCGGGCCUGGAGGAAAGAGGCAGCGGGGUGGGGCGAACGGAGGCGCUCCCGGAAGCGGUAAUGCUGGUGCUUAGGAAGGCCACGGCACCAUGGACUCUGCUCGCGGGACGUCUGGAUUUCCUAGCAGGAACUAGGCCGGUUUACUCGCGUCAUUGCUUUUACAUCUAACGUGGAUGGGAUGAGUCUGGACGUGACCAAGGCCUCGAACUAGCUGGACCUUUUUUUUUUUUCUUGAUCUCGGGUGGGAUAGCCCCCAUUUAUCCUGUUUUACUUUUGUUAGACUUUUUUUUCUUCUUUUUGCUCGCAUAGGAUGGGAAGCACGUCCAGAACUCUCCCUUGCGGUGGGGGUUCUUACAGAGAUAUUGCAUGUUUUCUUUUGUUUUGUAUUUUCUACCUCGGCAUCGCUGAUAUUGAUGCUUGUAACAAAAGCUGACUUUUGCCAGCAGGCCGUCUCCUCUUCUGAUCUGUUUUUGUUGUGGGUUGUUUUAUCGUUUUGACUGUUAUGUCGUCGCUGUGAUGUACAAACGGGAGUGUUUCUCCAGGCAUCUUUUAUGGACGAAUUUGAGGACUUCGGACAGGGAGCGAUACAAAGCCACUAACUACCUAGCUAGGUAUGCAUGGUUGCGCAUUUUGAUGGCUCCGUUCUCAGCCAAGUAGACUUGGCUUGAGAAAGGUCUGAUUCCGAGCCUCGAAGAGCUUGUUCAUCUACUUUGACGUGACCCAGGGCAGGCAGCGUGCACAGACAAGGCAGGCAUAACGAUGCGCGACUCGCCAGACCCCAGACGCCGGAGAGGUUGUGGUCGGAAAGAGAUUGCUGGCUACCUAGGUAUACAAGUAUCUGAGCUGGAGACAGGGGUAUAUACCAACGCUGGGAACAACGCCAGCUGCUUGCGCAUCGCAGAUGGGGACAUGGGCAGCCUCGGUGGGCAAUAACAAAAGCGUG
Molecule: messenger RNA, 7256 nt
Organism: Gaeumannomyces tritici R3-111a-1
Lineage: Eukaryota; Fungi; Ascomycota; Sordariomycetes; Magnaporthales; Magnaporthaceae
Exons: 3
Coding region: 211-6387 (2058 amino acids)
Biological process (GO): protein import into nucleus; mRNA export from nucleus
Cellular component (GO): nuclear pore
Molecular function (GO): structural constituent of nuclear pore
Source: RefSeq, a predicted model, not a curated record